GACAUUCAGCUGAAGACUGAAGAAGUUCUCAGACAGAAAAGACAGUUUCUGCAGUUUUAAGAUAUUGAAAGCAUCUGUAGAUUUUAUUUUUUAGCAUAUUAAUGAUACGUUCCUGUUGUGGCUUUUCAGAUCUGUGGAGUGUUCUUAUCUGGUAGUGUUGAAAAAAUGUUUCACACAUUCAUUUUCUUCUGUUUGUGGCAUCUGGUCGAUGGAGAGAAGAUUGUGUCAGUGACGGAGGGAGAUUCUGUAACUCUACACAGUGAAGUUACUAAAGAACCAAUAUAUUAUUUCCGUAAUACAGAAUGGAUGUGGGUAGGACCUGAAAAUACUCGCAUAGCUAGAUUCCUUCAGCGUAUUGAGAUGAAAAAUAUUAGAUAUUAUUAUGUUGAGAGAUUCGGAGACAGACUGCAGAUUGACAAUCAGACUGGAUCCCUGACCAUCAGGAACAUCAGAUCGACAGACUCUGGACUUUAUCAUCUGAUCAGUGAAUUCUCAGGAGAAUUAUUCAAUGUUACUGUCUAUGCUCGUCUUCCUAUUCCUGUUAUCACCAGACACUCUGCAUGUUCUUCGUCAUCAUCAUCCUCGCAGCAGAAUUGUUCAUUGUUGUGUUCAGUGGUGAAUGUGGGUCAUGUGACUCUCUCCUGGUACAAAGGAAACAGUUUAUUGUCCAGCAUCAGUGUGUCUGAUCUCAACAUCAGUCUCUCUCUACCUCUGGAGAUCGAGUGUCUGGAUGAUUCAUACAGCUGUGUGUUAAACAAUCCCAUCAGCAACCAGACUGUACGUCUCAACCGCACUGAACUCUGUCAGCCAUGUACAGACUCUGUUCACUGUUGUGGUCUCACUGAAGCUGUGAUUCGAUUGGUCAUCUCUGCUGUGGUGGGCGUGGCUACUGUUGCUGUAGUGGUGUAUGACAUCAGAUCCAGAAAAGAGGAAAAGAAACCGAGAACAUCACAAUCAGUAUUUGAAGGACAAAACAGUAUUUGACUUCCUUUGAGUCAGUUCUUGUCAGAAGUCAUGGAAACAAAACAUGAAAAAGAGCAGUAGCCCUGCAAGAUGUGUGUACUUGUGUGGUUUCUUUUUUCAUAUAUAUAUAGAAUAUUGCUUUGCAUAUUUCACUGCUUCAAAGACUUGAAAUCAAAGCAUGAGUUUAAAGAAUGUCUGGACUGAAUGGAAUCAAUUUGAACCGAGCAUCAGAAACUGAAGGUUGUUUGUAGAUUGCUGAAGGUUUCAAUUUAUAUGCACAAAUGCUAAUGCAACUACAUAUAAAGAAUCUCUAUUAGUUUUUUUUUUUUUUUUUUUGUAGACUACACUGUCACAAAUGCUGUCAGCUGAACUUAAUUUGUACAGUGCCCAAAGUAUUCCUUUUAACAAUUAAUGACAAAAUAAUAAAAUUUUUAAACUGAA
This is a messenger RNA of Carassius auratus (goldfish), 1404 nucleotides long. RefSeq names its product natural killer cell receptor 2B4-like. The coding region runs from base 166 to 984 and encodes 272 amino acids. The record is from RefSeq and is a predicted model, not a curated record. Lineage: Eukaryota; Metazoa; Chordata; Actinopteri; Cypriniformes; Cyprinidae. The transcript is spliced from 4 exons.